CACAGCACAGUCAUAGCAUAACCCUUGUGCACAUUAAGUUCAAGUUGGAAGAUAUUCGCAAUUUCAAGCCCCCCCCCCCUCCAACGAUGCGAGAACUCGUCAAAAGUUAUGAAGCAUGGAACCCUACAUCUGAAAAGAUUGACCAUGUUAUGAUUGUAUGGAAGGAGAAUGACAACUACUAUCAAUCUAAGCACCCUGAAACUCGGGCCACAUCAUUCGACCUCGACAGCCUUUCUGCUUCCAUCCCCAUCCCCAUGCAUAUCUUCAAGGGCCAUUGGCAUCCAUCUUUAACCGAAUUACCUCCUGUGGCUCCCACAGACUCCUUUCUAAAGCGCCCACUCAUACUCCUGGAAGAUUACGACGACGGACAGGGCGGACAUGACUCCCGGACACCUGGAGAUGAUCUGCUCAAUGAGGCCAAAGUCUACGAAAUCCUCAAGCAGCACGCUCACCCUAAUAUUUCCAUUUACUAUGGAUGCGUCCGUGACGGUGAUUGCAUCACCGCCAUAUGUUUGAAAAAAUAUGGACGCACGCUUAUGGACGCAGUCUGGAAAAAAGAUCCCACCCUGAACCCUGCCGCAAUUCUUGACGGUAUUUCGAAAGGGCUCGCUUUCCUGCAUGAGACGCUCGGUCUUGUGCAUAAUGAUAUCAACCCCGCUAACAUCAUGCUCGAUGACGCGGGAGAUGCUGUAAUAAUUGAUUUCGACUCUUGCAAGCCGAUUGGGGAGGAGUUAGGCAAAGCGGGGACAUUUACCUGGACAGUGGAACCAAUGCCGACCAUCUCUCUUCCAGAAAAUGAUCUAUACGGCCUUGCGCAGAUCGGCGAAUUCAUGAAGGGAAACCGUUCAUAGAUGUGAGUGUUUGCAUCAUUUUCUGUGGUGCUGUUCAUGACCGUCUGCGUUCUUUUCGCACCAAUCCUCCAGGGCAAGAAGAUCAAUAUGAAAGGUGGAAUGAGAUUAGAAUGCUGUGAUGCGCGCGGGUCAGCGUUUGCGCAACUAAGGUCAGGGAGGUGGCGUUCUAUACCUGCUGUCCCAAGCGAGAUUAGCACACUGGCGUUUCAAAGAAUGGAUUGUCAUGGUUGAGAAUUCUAGCGCGAUACUAAGAGACAACGCACAA
Molecule: messenger RNA, 1116 nt
Organism: Suillus clintonianus
Lineage: Eukaryota; Fungi; Basidiomycota; Agaricomycetes; Boletales; Suillaceae
Product: kinase-like domain-containing protein
Exons: 2
Coding region: 87-851 (254 amino acids)
Biological process (GO): intrinsic apoptotic signaling pathway in response to endoplasmic reticulum stress; protein phosphorylation; IRE1-mediated unfolded protein response
Cellular component (GO): IRE1-TRAF2-ASK1 complex
Molecular function (GO): protein serine/threonine kinase activity; ATP binding; RNA endonuclease activity
Source: RefSeq, a predicted model, not a curated record